Nematocida ausubeli is the source of this 1254-nucleotide messenger RNA. RefSeq lists its product as uncharacterized. The transcript has a single exon. The record is from RefSeq and is a predicted model, not a curated record. Bases 1 to 1254 code for a protein of 417 amino acids. NCBI's taxonomy places the organism in Eukaryota, Fungi, Microsporidia.
AUGAGCAGAGAGAAAAGACAAAAAAGAGCAAAGAGACAAGCUAGCUCAGAAGAGGAAACAGAGAGCAGCUCGAAAGACACCUACAGUGAAACAACCCAGCUUUCUGAGGAAGAGCAGAGCGAGUAUGCUAGUGAAAAUCAUACGCCCGAAGAUGUUCUGAGCCCUGGAUUUGAGAGCGAUAAGGAGGAGGAGCAGAUGCAGCUCAACCCUGAGAUGGAUGGAGACAUCGAUGACGACAUGGUUGAAUAUGCACACUCAAACGAUGGAAGCGGUUCUAUUGAUCGAUCGAACUCGCUUGAGAAGGGAGACUUUGGAUACUCUGAUGAUAAAAUUAAAAGAGAGGAAGAGCAUACUAGAGAAGAUAUGUCUUCUCCUUACGCAUACUCAGACCAAGAAAAGCCAGAUUUGGAGGCAGAGAUGGAGGAGCAGAGCGAGGAGAACGGCACUGAGGCUGGGGAGACCAGCCAGCCCUAUCAUCCCAAGGAGGAAGAGAAUUCGUGCGAAGAGGAUGACAUUAUUGAGUGCCGAGAAACCACUCUUCCUACUAAGACAGAGAACAGCAAAAAAAGACAUCUUGAAGAUCACGAUGCGCCUUCUAAAGUGGCUAAAACUGAGAGUAUAGAAGAAGAAAAAAGGUAUCCGGUCAGCAGCGAGGCAGAUGAAAAAAUGCAGGCGUAUCUUGAGAAAAACACUAGCCAAAUACUUGACUUAAGAGAAAGAGGAUGGAAGCGCAACAGCAGACCUUUGCUAUGGAGGCCCAGUGUAGAGGCUUAUGAUGAGGAAAUAAGCCAGGUCAAUGAGGAAGCCAUCCUACAGCGGUUCAGAACCCAGAUAGAGAAUCCAAGCAUGUUCAAUGUUAGAAAAAUAAAAGCAGAUCCAUACUAUGCAAAGCAGCAAAUACAAAGUAGAAAACAUCUCACAAAGUCUGAUCUGCUAAGAGUUAAAGAAAGAAUGGAAACAAGCAAGAUAAUAGAAGUCCAGCAAGUUCUAAGGAGAAAAACCCGAAUGGAAAAAGAUAUGCUAAACAAAACAAGAAAUCUUCAUGUAAAGUUAAAGGAGAUAGGGCACCAAACAGAAGCAUCUGAUAUUUUUGCUCUUCUGACGCAAGAGUACAUAUUUCAAAAGAAAGACAUAGUGCAAAGCAUGGAAAGCAUGCUAAAUGAUCUAUCGUACAUACACAACAGGGCAGGAGAAAACAAACAGUAUCUUUUAAAAUGCAUUGAUUUUAUUGAACAAUCUGUUGUAAUUGAGUAG